Ostrinia furnacalis (Asian corn borer) is the source of this 1371-nucleotide messenger RNA. RefSeq lists its product as uncharacterized. Gene Ontology annotation, molecular function: RNA polymerase II cis-regulatory region sequence-specific DNA binding; DNA-binding transcription factor activity, RNA polymerase II-specific. The record is from RefSeq and is a predicted model, not a curated record. NCBI's taxonomy places the organism in Eukaryota, Metazoa, Arthropoda, Insecta, Lepidoptera, Crambidae. The coding region runs from base 78 to 1316 and encodes 412 amino acids. The transcript has 6 exons.
GAAAAUUUAUAUAUUUUCGGUUUUCGGUGCUGCUCAUCAUUUCCAUUUAUACAAUAUUGUUUAUAAAUUAAAUUAAAAUGUCGGACGCGGAUUGUGAGAUAGAAUACUUGGAUGAAGAUGCUGACAUAGUCCAGCAGUGUGUGCAACCGCAUAAUAUUUCCAAUUUAAAACAUUUAAAACAAGUCGCCAGAAGCACUGAAGACCGAAGUUUGUUGGUGGAACGAGAAUUGGAGCGAAAACGGAAACGUAAGAGGAACGAUGACGACGAUUCGGAUUACGAUCCCCGCGAGGAUCUGCACGCUAUAGAGGUUAAGAAAAACAAGAAGAAACCUCUGAAUAUUCCAACGAAGAAGCAAACUCGUCCGAAACCAUUAACCUCUUUGCCGGUCAACACAUUCAUAACUAGCACUGGUAAGAGAGCUAUAGCCAUUAAUGACAUAAAUGCCCGCAAGAAACUGGAUAUCAGGAUCCCUGAUUACGAUGAUCCAUUGUGUCUGCCUGUACGAGCUAUUGUUAACUCUAAGAAUGAUUUGCAAAGGGUCAGGAAUUGGAAUAACAUGUGUUUGGAGCACUUCAAGACGGCCAGCACUGUGCUGCGGCCGGAGAAAGGGGCGGUCAAGAGCUCUGCACGCUCGGUCGUGCUUCGGAAUGUGGUUCAUAAAGAAACAGGGAAACAAGAAACAGCAGUGUGGAGCAAAAUAUGCAUUGAAAACGAAGACGGAGUUAAAAAAUCUGAGAUUUUCCAGAGCAUUCUACCAAAAUACCGUGAGAAGAAGAUGCUCAAGUCGUUUCACAUUUCGAAACAUUCUUCCAAGUUCCGUCAUAUAAAUGAAACCAUAUUGACGAAGGAGGAUCACAAAGAUGGAAAUGUUCUUGUCGUUUACAAGCCACGGGAAAAAGUAUCGGCUGUUUACAAGUUUCUCACUGAUCCGAACAAAGUCACAGCUGAAGGCGAGGAUGAGCCCAAGAAGUCUCUGAAGGAGAUCGUGGUGUGUAAGGUGUGCGCGCCCUGCUAUCAGACUUCGUGGCGCGGCGCCAAGAAGAACGAAGACAAGGCGUUAAAGUGCCCUAUCUGCGGUCGCGGCAGCGUCAGCGUGUAUAACCUGUUAACACACGUGCGCGCGCACAACGCGCCUGAUGUUCGAAGACGUGCGAAGGAAAUCGCCGCCGCGCUGGCCAAGGUGGUGGACUACCAUUACCGCUGCCGCGUGUGCGACGAGCGUUUCUUCAGCAUCAAGGCGUUGAGGCAGCACGUAGCCACUCAUAAAGGAAACGAGACGUUCAGGUGCGAAGUGGGGAAUCAUACGGCGAAAUAACGAUUAUAUUUUUAGAUAGGACUAGAAUAAGGAAGCAAAUAAAGUAUUUUUUAAU